AAUGCUUCAUUUCAUACAUUCCUAACCUGUUAAUGGUCAUCAUUCUAUAAUCAAGGUGAAGGGCCUCUUUAAGAGACAAGAGAGGAGUUGAACGUCCUCCACCAUACCUUAGUUUAAAGGGGCGAUUGUGGAAGCCCCAUGAAAUGCCACAUAGUGAUGGUGUCACUUUAAAAAACACCCAGUCCGGUCUGUGAACGGUUGGCGCUAGGAAGGGCAUCAAAGAUAGCAGGAUAGGUUCUGCUUGGAAAAAGUUCAGAGAGUUACUUCCUUUGUUGACUAGGAGAGUCCUGUCAAUUGAGGUAAAAGGAAGGUUGUAUGAGGCCUGUGUAAGAAGUGUUAUGUUGUAUGGUAGUGAGACAUGGGUAGUGAAGCAGGAAGAUCUUGAUCGUUUAGAAAGGAAUGAUAUGAGAAUGGUUAGGUGGAUGUGUAACGCCAGUCUGAGAGACAGAAAGAGUUCAGAUGAGUUAAGAAGCAGGCUAAGUCUCCGUAGAAUUAAAGAUGUUAUCUAGAUAAAAAGAUUAAAUUGGCUGGGGCACUUGGAAAGAAUGGAGGAGGAUAAUUGGGUAAGAAAGUGUAUAGACUUGAUAGUUCCAGGGGCAAAGCUCAGAGGCAGACUGAGAAAGACUUGGCAGGAGGUUAUAAGGACAGACUUGAUACAGAGGAAGUUGAGUUUAGAUCUAACACAGUCUAGAUCAGAUUGGAAGAGGGUCAUUAAUAUACCCCGUCCAACCCAUGCUAGCAUAGAAAACGGACGUUACGCCGAGAAUGAUGAUGAUGAUGAUGAGGGGCGGUCUUAAUCUGUGCAGCUAUAGUUGCAAAAUAAAUCUGUGCUAAUCACAUGAAAUAUGACAUUUUGUUAAAUGUGUUUAAGGUGCUGUCUUUCGAGGGGUCAUUUAAUCAAUAUAAUUAUUUUGGUGCUAUAUGCUAUUAUAUAUACUUCAGGAAAAAACUUAUACACAAUAUUCUAAAUGCCUAACUGCAUGUACUGCAAGGCUGACGUCCGUAAAGAUGAAUGUGAUGUUUAUAAAUGUAGUGGUUGUGGAUUGUAUGUUCACUUGGCAUGUACAAAUUGCAAUAAAACAUCCAGAUUAAAAGGUGAUUAUUUGUUUCAAUUUCAAUGCAAGAUGUGCAACUUUGAUAAAAUAGAUGCGAUAAGUAGGAUGAAGUUGAACUGGGUGCAGAUAAUUCAUUUGGCGUUGUAUAACUUGACAAUUCUUGAAAACGGACGGCAAGGAUUUUUCAGGUGGAAAGAAGAAAUCUGUACUUUUAUUGAACAGAACUGGAUGAAUUUAAUGCCAGGUCGCACCAAAACCACAACGUGGAGCAGUACUGUGGCUGGAGCGUUAUCCGUGCACAGCCCAAAACUUUUUAAAUCGGGACAGUACAUGUUUAAAGAACCAGGAUGGUGGGGCUUGCAAGAAGUGAGUCCUCCUUUCAGAGAUUCCGAGUUGUACAAAACAUUAAAAACAGUCCCUCUCACAGAGAUGUCGGAAAAAAAGGCUGAAGCUAAACUUUACGAUGAUCCUUUGCGGUAUGGUCGUGGAAAACGCCAAAAGAAAGACAAGAAAGCCGAUUGUAACAACGUAGCUUUCAAAAUACCGAAAAUGAGCAACGAUAAGACAAAAGUCAGUAGUAUACCACCUACCACUAGCAACACCGAACAUGAAAUCCAUGCUCCACCGAUACCGAAAAUAAAAAUUAAGCUUGAGAGUGGAACCAACGCGGAACAGCAUUCUCCAAAAGCUGUUGUCGAUUGCCAACCAAUGAUAAUUAAACCGGAACCAGUUGAUACCUCCGUUUGGGAAGAAACUUUGCCUAGUUUACCGGUUGAUGAAGAUUCGUUUGACGGCAUGGAGUUUUCCUACGACGCAAUGAAUUUCUCCAAUAUGGAUUUCUCUUCUGUGGACGACCCGUUUCCUCUGUUCGAUGAUGCUCUAUCCUCCAUACGCUCUGUACAAUGCGACGAUGCUAGUAAUACCCAAAUCGAUAAACACGAAGAAGCUAAUCAUAAAGACUUGAUUCCGAAUGAAUUUUUAAAACGCGAGUUAGUGGAAACCCCAACUCCAGAGUCAGAAAUCGAGCAGAAAAAAUUGGUUUCAUUGACACCAAAAGAGGAAUUGGAAUUUUUGUCAAAUAUUAGCAGCUACACCAAUGUGAUGGAGUGCGACUCGUCCGUUCGUAGACUCUAUCGUAAGUUACAGAAUCGUAAACUGAAGAGAGAAAUCGGACUGGAGAUUUUUAAUCUAGACGUGACGGUCAACAAGCUAAUCAAAAAAACAGCCCCAGACAGUAUGAAGUUUCUGUUCAGCAGUGAAACUCCGACGGCGUUGCCGGAAAAUAAAAAUGCUGUCAAACCCAUUACAGACGAUAAUUCUUAUCAUCACCCAGCGUUGCAGGGAGUAAACGUGUUAGAUCGGUUUGACUAUAAACAAAAUUUGCGUGCGAGUUGUGAAAAACGCAGAACUACUCUGGUUGGUAUGAUUGGAAAUGCGGAAGAUUUUAGUUACACGCGCUCUAUUACAAGUCCCUACACGUCGAGAGUUCUAAAGCCAUAUAUUCGCAGAGAUUUCGAUACGUUACCUCCCAAACUUCAAAUCCUCAAACAAAUACAAGAAUUAAGGUCUCCAAAUACGUACAAAAGAUGGCCAAUAGAUUACUGCUAUGUUCAACCUAAUCAUAUACCGGCAGUAAAUGCUUUAUGCGGUGACUUUUUUUGGCCUGGUAUCGAUGUAACGGAGUGCCUAAAUUAUCCGGAGUUUAGCUGUGUUGUCCUGUACGGGAGGCUGCUUAUCGGUUUCGCUUUUAUGGUACCGGAUGUCAGCUACAACGAAGCGUAUAUAUCGUUUAUACUAGUUCACCCGGACUGGCAGCGGGCUGGUAUUGCAACUAAUAUGAUUUAUCACCUAAUACAAACUUGUAUGGGAAAGGAUGUCACAUUACACGUUUCUCCUUCAAAUCCAUCCAUGAUGCUUUAUCACAAAUUCGGUUUCAAAGCCGAGGAACUUAUCCUGGAUUUUUAUCAAAAAUAUUUACCAGAAGAUAGUAAAACCUGCAAACAUGCGUUUUUGUUGAGAUUACAACGAUAAAAAUAUUGUGUUGUAAAGUUUAUUUCGCUUAAACCUGAAAUAAUGGAAAACAUGUU
Molecule: messenger RNA, 3142 nt
Organism: Hydractinia symbiolongicarpus
Lineage: Eukaryota; Metazoa; Cnidaria; Hydrozoa; Anthoathecata; Hydractiniidae
Product: cysteine-rich protein 2-binding protein-like
Exons: 3
Coding region: 969-3086 (705 amino acids)
Molecular function (GO): acyltransferase activity, transferring groups other than amino-acyl groups
Source: RefSeq, a predicted model, not a curated record